Plodia interpunctella (Indianmeal moth) is the source of this 3268-nucleotide messenger RNA. RefSeq names its product Spec2 (gene Spec2). Gene Ontology annotation, cellular component: plasma membrane. Gene Ontology annotation, molecular function: small GTPase binding. The record is from RefSeq and is a predicted model, not a curated record. NCBI's taxonomy places the organism in Eukaryota, Metazoa, Arthropoda, Insecta, Lepidoptera, Pyralidae. Bases 494 to 745 code for a protein of 83 amino acids. Gene Ontology annotation, biological process: regulation of Rho protein signal transduction. The transcript is spliced from 4 exons.
CUUCGUCACCAGUAACUGGCCGAACUUCGUGGGGGAUGCACGUCUGUUAUUCCUUCUCAAUGUUAUCAAAAUACAUUAAAUAGUUAUUACAAAAACGUUUAUUCAAAUAUCUUGUGCGACGGAACCGAUUUGUGUUAUCUAGUAUACGGUGCAAAGAAUUUUUUUCAAAGUGUAACUUAAACCUUGUAAGGAUUCAGUGUUUCUACUACUACAAAUCUUAUCACCAGUCCGACAUCAAGCCAUUAUCGUUAUUGAUAACAGAAACACGGGAAGAUUACUGGUGUUUAGAUAAAUACGAACAUCUCAAGUCAAUACGGAGAAAAUAUAAAAUAAAGGAGUCUUGAUCUUAAAUUUAGUCAAUCGAUAGCAUUCGACUCGAGCUGUUACAUCACUAAUUCCAAAUUUGAAAUUGCCGAAGCGCGCUUUACACGCCGCGUUUUUCGUGUGCUUUAUUUAGUGUACGUGGAGUGGACUUUUAGUAAAUUAAUUAAAAAUGGCCAGUACUGGCAGCGAGAUUUGGCUGCAAUGGUUCGCUUGCUGCUACCAGCCGGCCGCGCAGGCGCAGCGCACGCGGCGGAGGAUAGACAGAUCUAUGAUUGGUGCACCAACGAAUUUUCAGCACACAGGACAUAUAGGUUCGUCAGACCGGUUCGUUGACAUGCCCUCGUCUCUGCUGCACUCCAUCCAGAAUCAGAUGCAGAGCAAGGGUGGCUACGAGGUCGCAUACGGAGUCAAGGUUUACUGAUCCCCGGGAGGUGAAACGGACGCUAGUGAUGGGACUAAGUGAACAGUGUUGCUAUGAUCUACGUUAUUUUAUUUAUUAAGAUCGUGUACAUAUAGGAGAUUUGAUGAAAUUUUGAGCGAGUUACCUACUGAAAAUAAGUGAAUAAGAUUUGGUUUGACAAAUUAAAAAAAUAAAUAAUGUAAUCCUUCCAGUCUGUCAAUAAAGUGAAGAAAUUAAAUUAGGGCGCUAUCUCCGGUUGACUGUUAACACUAGGUACAUCAACCAAUCUUGACCUUUCUAUUUGGUAAUGGCAAAAAAAUGUAGUUAUUAAAAAAUCCGUUUUCUUUACUUUUUUUUGCAAUCUCUCUCUAUCGACAAUUUCGAUAGAGGCAUUACUAAUAUUGUAAGAAAUACAUGAAAAUUGACAGAAUGUUAAUUAAAUUGAAAAAAUAGUCAAUUACUUGUAAGUAUAUUAUUUUAGUUUUAUGGGUACAGUCAGCCAUAAAUUGAGCAAGUUGGUAACUAAGAUAUGAACCAAGAGGACAUACAUUUUUGCAGUUGACUAUACAUACCUAUAAAUCUUAGUAAUUUUACAACUUUUAAACGAUUUUUGAGUGUAGUAGGUUACUUUGUACUUAUAAAUUAACUAGCGACCCGCCCCGGCUUCACACGGGUGCAAUAAUUCAUGUCAUUUACAUAUAAACUUGUAUCACUCUGUUUAUUAAAAAACCCGCAUCAAAAUCAAUUGUGUGGAGAUAUAAGUAUACAUACAGACAGCGGGAAGCGACUUUGUUUUAUACUAUGUAAUUAUAGAUUUAAGUAAUUACUUAUAGGUACGUGUAUUCUAUACUCAAGCAAUGGAAAUUGAGCUUGUAAUACUUAAACUUACUUAUUUAUAAAGCACCCUUAAAACAGGGAAUCUAUUUCUUACUAACUUAAACAAUAAACUGUCCAUCCAAAUAGAAAUAAUUAAAGUAGAGAUCACGAGAUCUCUAGAGAAGAGCCCAUGACAGAAGUCCCGCAGACGCGGCGCUACUGUCGCUGACAACGACAACGUGGGAGCUCUUACUUAUAGUUCUACAUUGUCGUUUAAGUUUUGACAUUUUGAUGCCAUUGUUUUGUGUCUAUAUAAAAUUAUUAUUUUUCUGUCUAACCUACAAAGUUUCUACAAAUUAACUGAAAUAUGUGAAGAUUACUUUUAUGGCGCAAACUUUACCAUAAUUUUUUAGUAUUUACUCCUGUAUAUUCUAUGAUUGUUACUAAUAAAAUACAAGUAUUUUAUUAAGUCUAUUCAGAAUCCCAAAAAAAUAUUUUAAAGAAUUUAUUUGAAAUUCACACGAUUUUGCGGUUUUUCUUCACAUUAGGUAAUUACUAAAAUUUUGUGGUAUAUAGGUACUUCUGAUAUUGAUAAGUACUUAGGUAUAAUUCAUUUUGUGGUAUUUUGAAAUGAGCGAAGAGUGGUAGAUAAUUCUUCCACAGAUUAACAAAGCCUUCCUUAUAAAAUAUAGUUUAUACAGUUGAGCAUUUUAUCGUACCUACGUCAAUUUCCUGAUCAUCUUCAUUCAUAGGUAAAAUUCAGUGGAUCAUUAUUUAUAUCGCUGUCAUCGCAGCCUUCAAUUUAGGUUAACGUCUAGCCAUUUCAUUGACCGCCAUUCAAUCAAACGUACCUACCCAUAAAUUGUUUACGCUAAAUAACAACAUUUUGCAACUUCUACUAUCCUAGACAAUUUAUUAAGAAUUGGCUUCUUGUAUUCCGGUUUUAUUCUUUACUACCUAUGAAUGAACUAUGACGCCCCGAAGCACAAAAAAAUCCUUUAGAUUUGUUGACUUGUCUUAAUCAUUUUCCGUAAAUAAUUUAGAGAUUUCGUAAUAUUGUUAUUUUAAUAGUGGAUGUUAUAUUCUCAUGUAUACGUGUAAUUAAUUAGAUGUGUAAUUUAAUUUAUAAUAAUUUUCUAAUCAUUAUCUUUAUCAGUGUAUAAUUAUUUCCUUUGCGAAAGUGUUAUUGUUGGAAUGGUUGGAUAAGUAUAUAUCUUUUUUACCAGACACACCAGGUCUUCUUGCCCGAUUGGUUUGGGCAAAUGAAUGACGGGUUUAUAGAUAGGUACACUUUAUACUACACAGACUGAUAAGUACUAUGUAGGUGCUCUUUAAUGGUAUAUAUAAUAUGUAGAUACCAUAACCAAUUUAGUUUAACACGUAUUGUUCAUAUUAUGUCGUCGGCCGAACUUUGAAUUCGCCAAUGAACGAAUAAAGCAACAUGGUAUGUAGGUUGGUAACUGUUGGUAACAUCUAAAAUAAAUUUGGACUUCAAGUACAUGUGUGAACAAGUGUUAAAUAUUCAAAGAAAAAUAUAAUUUUGUCAUUUUCUAGCUAAAACGACAAAAUCUAAAAUAGAAAUCUAUAAAAUUAGAUAUGCCACUGAUUUAGGUAAUAUUGUAUUUACAUUUAGAUUUUAUUUACAACACUUAUUGAAUAUUGUAAAUAAUGAAAUUGUUCUCUAAGAAACGGUGAAAAAUGGAAAGAAAAAUGAAUUUUAAAAUGAAA